This is a messenger RNA of Cuscuta epithymum, 2481 nucleotides long. The record is from the annotation of a GenBank genome assembly. NCBI's taxonomy places the organism in Eukaryota, Viridiplantae, Streptophyta, Magnoliopsida, Solanales, Convolvulaceae.
AAAAAAGAGAGAGAGAGAGAGGAUUAUCGAGAUUGGUGAAAAGAGAUUCCUACCAAACGAAGGAAAAGUAAAAGCAGAUUGCUAAAGAAGGAAAGGUAAAUUUGCAGAGUGUGGGAGACAGAAUUUCAGCUUUGUUAGUCUUUAGUAGUGUUACAUCAAUCAGUUAUUGUUCCCAGCACCAACAGUUUCAGUGACGGAGGUGACUGCUAUAGCUCUCCCAUUAGAAGAAGAAGAGAAAUGGCGACGUUGUCGCAGCAACACUCCCCCGCGGCCCAUUCCUGCCGCUCUCCGCCGCCCGCUAGCGCCAUCACCUCUCCCGCAAGCUCAUCCCCCAACCGUAUAUUUUCUGAUGUAGCAGGGGAUAUUACUAUUCAUGUUAAUGGAGAGUCUUUCCUUCUUCACAAGUUUCCUCUGGUAUCUCAAAGUGGGAAGAUCAGAAAGAUGGUGGCAGAAGCGAAUAAUAAUCCAUCAAACCAUAUAGAACUUGAACUGAAUCACAUACCAGGUGGGCCCGAGGCAUUCCAGCUUGCAGUAAAGUUCUGUUAUGGCAUGAACUUUGAAAUCACAACAGCAAAUGUGGCGCAUCUACGUUGCGUGGCAGAGUACUUGGAAAUGGAUGAUGAUUAUAGUGAGGAGAGCCUCGUUUCACGUACAGAAAUCUAUAUGGAUGAAGUGGUGGCUCAUAGUCUCGAGAAGUCAGUCGAAGUCUUGGCUUCUUGUGAUGCAUUGCUACCUGCAGCCGAAGAGUUAGGGAUUCCAGGGAGAUGUAUUGACUCCAUUGCCAAGAUUGCUUGUCAAGAGCAACUUGUAUCUGGUCUAUCACAUUUGGAUUUUGAAGAUGACAGCGGAUCUCUGGAAUGGUGGGUUGAAGAUCUCUCCAUUCUUAGAAUUGACUCUUACCAUAGACUCAUUACUGCUAUGAGCAAAGCUGGGGUACGCACUAGUACCAUUGUUGCAUCAUUGAUGCAUUAUGCACAUGUAUUCCUAAAAGGUAUAGGGAAACCACACAUAUGGAACCCUGCCCGGGCAUAUCCUAUUGUGGUAGAAAACAAACAGAAACUCAUUGUCGAAAACCUCGUCACUCUAUUGCCUCAAGAGAAGGGGUCAUCAUAUUAUGUCCCAAUAAGUUUUCUAUUCGCAAUGUUGAGGAUGGCGAUCGUGGUGGAUGCCAUGUUAGCAUGCAGGCUAGAGCUCGAGAGAAGGAUUGCCUGCCGGUUAGAAAUGGUUUUACUUGACGACCUCCUCAUCCCUUCCACUCAGACAGGUGAUUCUUUGUUUGACAUCGAUAUGGUCCACCGGAUCUUGGUGCAUUUCCUGCAACGGGUCGAAAAUGAAGAGAAUGUGGAUUGUGGGUAUGAAUCUGAAGCUCUCGGCUCUCCAAGCCAUGGCUCUAUAUUGAAAGUUGGACAGCUCAUUGACGCUUAUCUAGCUGAAAUCGCUCCUGACCCGUAUUUGAGUCUUGAUAAGUUCAUCGAUAUGAUAGCGGUUCUACCAGAUUAUGCUCGUGUAUUAGACGAUGGGCUCUAUCGAGCUAUAGAUAUCUAUUUAAAGGCACAUCCAAAGCUAUCUGAGCAAGAAUGUAAAAAGCUAUGCAGGUUCAUAGACUGCCAAAAGUUGUCUCAAGAAGCCUGCAACCAUGCUGCACAAAACGACAGGCUCCCUGUGAAGAUGGUGGUGAAAGUUCUAUACUUUGAACAGAUCCGUUUGAGAAGUGUCGUGUCUGGGGAUUCAGGAGACGGAUUUCCGUCACAAAAAAUAAGCAGCGGUGUCACAAGUGCAGCUGUGUCUCCUCGAGACACAUAUGCUUCUCUGAGGAGAGAGAACAGGGAAUUAAAGCUUGAAAUAUCAAGAAUGAGGAUGAGACUAAGUGAUCUGGAAAAGGAACAAGUGUCCAUGAAACAGGGGAUGGUGGUUAAAUCAGGACAUGGAAAAAGUUUCUUAACCUCUAUAUCCAAAGGCAUAGGAAGGAUAGGUAUUUUUGGCGGUCCGGCUGGUGGGAAGCAACACAAGUAUGCGCGGAGAUCAAGGGCACCAUAAGGAAAAAACUGGUAGGAGCAAAGGAUUCUCUGGUUCAUAGUUAGGAUACGUUUUACACUUCUGACACAAUUUUGUACCUGAUUUCUAGUAUACUUUUUCGAUAUCAAGUUUUGGGUUUUUCAAGGUGAUUCAACUAGUGAUCCAAGGUGAUUCAACUAGUGAUCCAAGGUGAUUCAACUAGUGAUCCAAGCCAAUCCGACACCCACGGAUCAAGUUCAACUGGUUUAGGUGAUAAUGGUGGUUGGGUUCGAGCUUGAUGCUUGACGAGCUGUACAAAUGCGCCUUGUGUUUGGCUCGGUAGAUGUUCAAUGAGCAUUUGAUAAGUUCAAAUGUAGAAGCCCAGUUUAUGCUCAUUAACAUGUUUGUGCUCGAAUUAUUUGAUAAGUGCUUGAAUGGUAAUAGUAAAAUUGGAGUUAGUUUUAUGAAUUGACUGAAGUUAUUGUA